GUUUCAUGGUGAAGGAUAUCAGGAGGGGUAUGCUGAAGGCAGUCAUGUUGGAGUUGUUGAGGGAAGGAGGUAUGGAUCACUCCAUGGUGCCAAGAUCGGGUCUGAGAUUGGCUGCUACCUUGGGUUUGCACUGACAUGGCGGUGUCUGCUCCAGAAAUGCACAGAUGAAAAGAACAGCAAAAAGAUAAGGGCUCUGGAUUCCUUAAUAAGGAUGAUUCAGAAAUUCCCAUACGAAGACCCCACUUAUGAUAAGCUGCAAGAAGAUCUGGAAAAAAUCAGAGGAAAAUUUAAACAGGUUUGUUCAGUGCUAAAUAUUCAGUCUGAUUUUAGAAUCAGUACUGAAAGCUCUUCCCUAACAUUUUGAAUAUAACAGAUGAAGAUAAACAUGGAUGACCAAAGAAGAAACAUUAAAAGAACAGAUAACUGGAGAA
This is a messenger RNA of Nestor notabilis (Kea), 431 nucleotides long. It is a transcript of the gene LTO1, whose product is annotated as oral cancer overexpressed 1. NCBI's taxonomy places the organism in Eukaryota, Metazoa, Chordata, Aves, Psittaciformes, Psittacidae. The record is from RefSeq and is a predicted model, not a curated record. The transcript has 4 exons. The annotation marks the transcript as partial.